This is a messenger RNA of Orbicella faveolata, 939 nucleotides long. RefSeq lists its product as uncharacterized. NCBI's taxonomy places the organism in Eukaryota, Metazoa, Cnidaria, Anthozoa, Scleractinia, Merulinidae. The record is from RefSeq and is a predicted model, not a curated record.
AUGACACCAACCUUUGAGGAAAAGGCCGGAUGCCCACCAACCACUCUCUCUUUUGAUGAAAGUGACAGGCUUAUUGGAACAUCAAAGGAGCAUCAAGAAUAUUUUGAAGACCUAGAGAAGAUGGUAAAGGCCUCCGUUGAAGCAGACAAAGAAAAAGAAAAAGUCAAAAAGAGAGAAAGGGAAAUCUUGAUGUGGAGCACAUCUGCGGUCUAUUCCUUCCUAAUUGAUCGUCCUGAUGUUGUCAAAGAGCUACUGGCAAUCUGUAAAGAUGAUGGGAUUUUGUGCACUAAAUUAUCCCUGUCCUUCGUUGAUGAAACUGGUCUUGGGGAUGGCGUUUUGAGAGAAGUGUUUUCAACCUUCUUUGAUUCCUUCUUAGCUAGGUUUUGCGAAGGCAAUAAGCAAGUUGUCUUCGUACCACACCCUUCCUUAACAGACGAAGAUUAUGUGGCUGUGGGAAGAAUAAUAAUGCAUCGGUUUCUUCCAACGGGGACAUUUCCAGUUCAGGUGGCAGAGGCACAAAUCAUCCAGACAGUGUUUGUUCAAGUCAGCGAGGAUUGUCUAGUGAGUUCCUUUUUACAGCUCUUGCAGGAGAGGGAAUGCCCAAUUCUCAGCAAAGCUCAAGAGAAGGGUGGUCUGUUUCCCAGCGUUGCAAUAGUAGACAUCCUGUCUGAGUACAAUGUCACAUCCAUUCCGACAGCCAGCAGCCUCCCUCGAGUUAUCAAGCAGGUGUCCAGAUUAGAAAUUAUCCACAAGCCCUUCUUUCUCCUCAAGAAGAUCAGAGAAGGGAUGGGAAACUUCUGAAUAGACAUCACGAAAUGUGAAAUGGAGGAGAUCUACCACCAAACAAUGUCAAAUGCUGCAAAUGUUACAGAGAGUCUUGAUUGUCGAUAUCGGACAGGAAGGAGGGACAAGUUGCUGGCUGGCUUGUGUGAUACUUGA